UGCAGAGCCUUGGAAAUCCGGCUUUUAUUCGAAAACUAUUCCACGUAUUGUUUUGCGGUUUGGCUACGAAAAGCAUUUAAGGAACAGCUUACAGGCCUAUAAUAGUGAGACGUUCUAUUUUCCCUUACUAAUAGGUAAGUUUUGACUGUGAAAAUGGCUAAAACGGCACUUUUUGCGGCGAGAUUUAGGUAAGAAGAUUCAUUUUCCCGGGCUUCGGAAAAUUAUAGACCCGUAGAAUGCACCUUUGUCUUGCGUCGCGUGAUAAAAAAAUAUAGUUUCGUAGAUGAAAAUCGAUGGUUCUACGAUGCAGUUCUAAAGCACUGCAUGCCAGUAAGACACUCCAGUGAAGUGGCGCCACCACGCGCUCCGCUCGGCCGCUAUCAGUCCGGGAGGGGAAGUAGCCUUGAGCGGCGGGAAGGUGGGUAUGCGGGGGGAAAAGAUCCGGCUGGUAGGGGGAGUGCCCAGCUGCUGCGUGUCGCUAACCUGAGUCUAGGGCAGUAGCUGUCUUUGACAGACGCACAGUGCGAGGUGCGAGAUAAUAGUUCGUACAUCCAUCAUCCUGCGUGCGUGCUCUGAUACUUGUGAAUGUGUGUGGGUGAAUUGACUCGCGUCAAGUGCCAGUAGAACGUUUAGCCUUUAUACCCAUUUAGAAAGGUUUGAUUUACAAAGGUAUGGAAUCUGCGAGAAAGCAAGUUUUGAAUGAAGACAAAAGAAGAGGUAAAAAACGUCACUUGCGUCUGAAUGCAGUUCGAAAGAAAAGGAAAUGGAACAAAGGGAAAGUUUUACGUUUAGUUGACGGCAGGUAAGUGUGUUGUACAUUUAUUAAGAAACAUGUAAGCCUUCACUUUCAGUUGAAAAGGUUAUAUAGCAUAAUUUUUUAUAUUCCUUUACUAUCCAUUUAAGCUGUAUUAAAUUUAAAUGUUCUUUCUUUCACAGGCUGCGUUACGUGAAAAACCAUGAAACAAGGUUUUCCAACUAUACUUCACAUGAGUCUUUCAGUACAUCCAAACACGCGGGGAAUAUAGAAAAUGCUGUUGAAAGGAAAACCCAGACAGACAGUGAGACUUGCUACAUAACGUUGUCUCCAGCAAGGUUUGAAUAAUAGUUUUUUUCAACAAUUACUUAAGAAUAAUUAAAGGGCAAAAUGCCGAAAGAAGGUGUCUCUCUUACUUUUCUAGCACGGAUAAAACGUCUAUAACGCAUGAAUACCUGUAUAUGAAUAUUACGUAGGCCUAUACACAUACAUAAAAUAGUCCACUACAUUACUGCAUAGUUUUAUAGCAUGCUUUCCCGUAUGAGAUUCAUGAAACGUUUCCUUAAAUGUUUCCAAAUACUUCUGCACUGAAUGAAAAUUAAUAAAAAAGUAAUAUGCCUGUUCUUGACACAUUUCUCUUAAAUGUCGUGUGUGUAUGUAUUUAUAAUAGCUUACAUAAAUACGUUCCAUCAUUUUAUGACUGAGAACUGAAAAUUAAUUGACUCUACAUCGGAAUCAGUGAAUAUUCGUUAUUACUUACGAUUUUUCACAGAUUCAAUUUGAUGAAACAUCUCAAUCAGUAAACUGUAGAAAACUACAUAUUAACUUUGUUAAACCAAUAAUUGAAAUAGUGAAACAUAUUAAUUCGCAAAUUUAAUUUGUAAGAUUUCGCGCUCAAUUUAUGAGGCGGUAUUUUUUCAUAAUAUAAUAUUAGUGUUUUCAGUCCACAUACUUUUAAAUUCAACCUAAAUAUUAUGUCUAACUCAACUACUAUCAUAAGAAAUGGUAGCGUAGUGGUCAGGUCAUCGGCUUUCGGCUGCAGACAACACGGAUCAAAACAUUCUUCUGAUAAACUCGUUAGCAAAUUGUAAAGUAGGUAACAGUAUUCUACAAACAUAGGAAUAUGGAAGAAAUAAAAGAAUAUAAUCUUUCAUUUUUUAUUUAAAUUACUUAUGAUUAAAAUUUAGAUCUUUAUUAACACUUAUAAAUAGUACUUCAGUUGCGUAGUUACAUUUUAUGUUAAAAGAAAGUUGAAGGGUUAUACCUAGUAACAAUUGUAUAUAACUUAUGUGAGCGUUUUCAAAAUAUUAUUUGUUUAUAGCUUUUUACUGUUACCAUCGCUGAGCGGUUGGAAGUGUUGUUGUUUGCUGUAUUCAAAUACUGUUUAACAUAUCUUCCAUUACGCCUACAGUUAAUAAAUUAUUUUGUUUUAACGGUUAUAUAAUUAAAAUAUUCUGAGACGUGGUAUUUUUGUUUUACACAGCAAUGUUGUAAUUUCACAAUUGGAACAUUGAGCCAAACUUUGCGACAUAAUUAAUGAAAUAUAUUAUUAAUUUUAGCCUACUAAUUAUGUCAACAAUAAUAGUUGUUUACAAUUUUAAUAGCGUAUUUGAUUAUUAUUUCAAGGAAAAUCAUAUCUUUAAUUUUGUUUUGUUUUAGGUGUUCCACCUCUCCCGGCGAUACUGCUUCACAUGAUCAAGUAGACAUCGAUGGAGCAGGUUGUUCGUUUUGGACAAACGAAAUAUUGGCGACACCGCAGAAAGUCACAACUACUGAUUAUCCUACAGAAGAAUAUGAUGUUACUGGAAUAUUUUCAGACACGGAACAAGAGUCAAAAUCGGUCACAAGUGACUACGCUCAGCUUCUUGAAGGCGUGGAGAAACUUUCGUCACCAGCAUCUUCACCCGAACAAACCUCUCCUAAAAAAACUUUCAGCUCUGAAUCAUCAACCUUUCCGAUACAAGGCCGUCGACUGUUUGAUGUUGACUUUCUAUUCAAAGAAAUGUCGCGCAUCAGCCAACAUAACAAAAUGUUUCAGUGUUCGUUUGAAAAUAUGCGAUUAAUAAAAGAACAUAAAAAUGGAAUGAUAAGUAAAUUUGAUUUCAAGUGUAAUAUGUGUGGUACUGUUGAAUCUAUUUUCUCGGAGGACCCCCAAACAAAUAAAGUCAACUGUAACAUGGCAUGGGUGAACAGUAUGUUGUUAACGGGCCAAAGUUUUACACAGUUACAAGACAUAACUUCAACUUUGGAAAUGCCUUGCAUGGCCAAGGAGACUUUCAACAAAUGUCAAAAAUCCCUAUCUUCUGUUAUACACGAUGUCGCAUGUCAAAGUAUGGAAGCCGCUGGCAAAGAAGAAGCAAGAUUGGCAGUAGAAAAUGGCAGUGUGGAUGUCGACGGAGUUCCUCUCAUAGCAGUUGUCACUGAUGGAGCUUGGUGUAAACGAUCGUAUGGAAACAAAUAUGAUGCUCUUUCUGGGGUGGUAAGUUUGUGUAUUACGUAAUCUUAUUGCGUGUUGAAUAAUAAUUUGUAGGCAAUCUGUGUUAUAUCAGUAAUUAUGUAUUAUUAGUAACUAAAAUAAGUUCAUGACAGUGUGAACAACACGUAAUAGUUAUUUUGUUAAUAUUUCCUUCUUUUGUAGAUAAAUGCGACAAUUUAAAUUCUUUAUAAGUGCAAACAUUGUAUAGUUAUUUUGUGAUAGACCUGUUUGCUAGUAUGAAAGUCUUUUAGGCCUACCGGCAUAGAGCCAUAUACUUAGAGCCUAUUGACAUAAUGCCAGACAUUCGAAAUAAUGUAAUUAUCCUGAUUAUACAAUGUUCGUUACCUUACAUUAAGUUUUACAGCGAACAGAUUAAAUAUGCUUGUUUUUUUUUCUUAUAGGCUUGCAUAGUAGGAAAAGAAACAAAAAAAGUUAUCUUCGCAAGCACUAGGAAUCGAUACUGCUGCAUAUGUUCACGAGCAAACAGUAAAAAUGAGACGCCAAAGGACCACGUCUGUUUCAAAAAUUGGAACAAGUCUUCAAAUGCCAUGGAAUCUGACAUCAUAGUGGAAGGUUUCAAAUGCAGUGUUUCCAUGCAUAACCUGAAAUAUCAUCAGCUGAUUGGAGAUGGCGAUAGCAGCAUUAUGACCCAGUUGGUGAAGGCUCAGCCAUAUGGUCCAAAUUUUACAAUCACCAAAAUUGAAUGUACUAACCACAUACUGCGAAAUUACCUUCGAAGGAUACGUUGUAUUGCUCAAAAGACGAAAAACGAAAUUGGUUCCGUUUCUCCUGUUCUACGAAAGGCUGUAUCUGACAAACAACUCCGCCUUCGAGCUGCAGUCACCGGAGCUGUGCAGCAUAGGCGUGCUCAAAAAGAGUUUCCAAUUCACAGAAAAAUUGAGGAGUUAAAACUUGACAUUUACAAUGGUCCAUUUCACGUAUUUGGUGACCACUCAGGAUGCGCAAUUAGAGGUUAUUUCUGUAGCGGAUUGAAAGAAAACGAGGAAAACCUUGUACCGCCUCUUCAAGAGGCAGGUAUAUGGUCAGAAAUAAUAGCAGCUCGAAACAUUGUUGCACAUCAUGCUGUAAGCCUUUUACAUAAUGUCAAUACUAAUACAGCAGAGUCUUUCAAUAAUGUGGUUUGCAAGCAUGUUUCAAGUAAACGAGUAAACUUUUGUUUGAGUGGUGGCUACCAAACAAGAAGCGAGCUCUCUGUAAUUUCUUUUAAUUCAGGUCCUCAAACACAGUCCUUUAUCCAUAAAGGUUUAACAAACAGUAGUCCUGGAAACAUCACUAAAGCUCACAUACAGCGCAAGGAACGUUCAUCAGAGAAAAGAAAGCUCAGGAGGCUGACAAACCCACAAACAUUUAAGCGCAGAAAGUUGUAUGUGACAGGUCCUGACAAGGAUUAUGGCUGUGUAGAACAACGCAUACCUGACAUGGAACCAGACGAAUAUGCAAGACAGACACAGGAAUUUCUCGCUAGUCUUUGUAAAACGGAUGAAGAACGAGAAAAUCUACAAAUCGCUACCAAAGGGCAAAAUGAUUCUGUUCUCUGGAAAUCAGAAAGAAUCAAGCGACUGACAGCAUCAAAUUUCGGUAGAAUCUGUAACAUGAAGAAAUCCACUAAGCGAGCAAAAUCCGUUGUCAAUAUAUUGUACAGUAGGUUUUCAGGGACGGAGGCCACAAGGUAUGGAUUGGAAAAUGAGCAUAGCGCCAUUCAGGAUUUUGAAGUGAACUUUGGUAAGAAGGUGGCUCGCUGUGGCUUAUUCGUCGAUAAGGAACACCCAUGGCUGGCAGCAACACCUGACGGUCUUGUUGGAGAUGAUGGUAUCCUUGAAGUAAAAUGUCCUGCCGUAGCUGCCAGAAUGUCUCCACAAGAAGCAGUGGAACAGAAAAAAGUAACAUUUUGUAACAUUGUGGAUGGUAAAAUGUUUCUGAAGAAAGGACAUGCUUACAUGUACCAAGUGCAGGGACAACUGCAUAUUACCAAUCGUAAGUACUGUUAUUUCGUCCUUUGGACACCACGUGGCUUACUAGUGCAACAAAUUGAAAGAGAGAACAGUUUCUGGAAAGAAAAAAUGAUCAACAAACUGACACAGUUUUACAUGACGUGCCUUCUACCGGAAAUAAUAGAUCCACGUUAUCCUAGGAAUAUGGAAAUCAGGGAACCUGAUAAUACACUGUAAACAAUUGAUGGACAAUAGCCUUACAUGUAAGCCAAAAUUACCACAAACAGUACAGGUAAAUUCCCAUUUUUAAAGAAGGAUAUUAACAACAAAAAUGAUUUCAUAAAGAUUACAGUUAGGCCUAUAGAUUUUUGUUUUCUAGUCCAAUAAACAAUUGAAACAUAGAAAAUUGGCGUACUAGUUUGACGAAAGAUGUUUGAAAUGAUACAGUUAUACAGACAAGUGCCCAGUUGCCAGUUUCCGUGCCAACAGAAAAAAAAACCUUAUGUUUGUGUAUGCUGUGAAAUACUUAAAUCAAUAUAAUGUAACAGUGUAAUUGGCAUGCAGUGUCUUAUAACUUUGCACUUAGAUUAUAUUAUUAUGGGCCGUAUCUCAUUGUGAAUCGUUUUAAAAGAUAUACGUAAAAUGUUUGUUUCACUCUACAUGUUAUAUUGUGCGCUGAUAGUUUACUACUAGUAUCGAGCAGCUGUUUAUUUUUAUUUUUGGUUUUGAUGUAUUAACAUUAGUUUCAUUAUUUGUAUUUGCACCGUAUUAUUUAUCAAGAGUGUUCGAAACGAAAUAAUUUGUUAUACUGAAUCUGAAAUAGUUGUAUGAAUAUAUUUAUUUUUGUAUGUUUAAAUAUGUAAGGUGGAAUAUUUUUUUGUGUAAACAAUUAGUAUGUAUGUUCAGAGCUAUUGUAUUGUAGCUAUUGUCUCAACAGUUUCAAAACAUUAAGCCAGUUUUUUACCAUUUACUUAAGCUGAUUCAUGGUGACAACUGUCUUAUUUUGUGGUACAAAUUACAUAGAUGUAUAACCUGUAGUAAGAAUGAACAUAACAAUUCUCAUAGAUAUAAAAUGUAAAUAAA
This is a messenger RNA of Bacillus rossius redtenbacheri, 6265 nucleotides long. RefSeq lists its product as uncharacterized. The transcript is spliced from 2 exons. The record is from RefSeq and is a predicted model, not a curated record. Bases 3779 to 5419 code for a protein of 546 amino acids. Lineage: Eukaryota; Metazoa; Arthropoda; Insecta; Phasmatodea; Bacillidae.